Molecule: messenger RNA, 1257 nt
Organism: Helicoverpa zea (corn earworm)
Lineage: Eukaryota; Metazoa; Arthropoda; Insecta; Lepidoptera; Noctuidae
Gene: NGR-A33
Product: tachykinin-like peptides receptor 86C
Exons: 9
Coding region: 14-1057 (347 amino acids)
Biological process (GO): G protein-coupled receptor signaling pathway
Cellular component (GO): plasma membrane
Molecular function (GO): tachykinin receptor activity
Source: RefSeq, a predicted model, not a curated record
CCUUGGAAACUGCAUGGGCCUUGGUGAGCGGCCGUUCAGCCCGCCAUGGUGGGGCCAGCUUGCGUGGUUCAUGGUCUUCGCCAUCAUGUUACUGCUAGCUGUAUUAGGCAAUACACUGGUCAUAUGGAUUGUUUUAGCUCACCGUCGCAUGAGGACAGUUACAAACUGUUUUCUCGUGAACCUUGCGGUCGCGGACUUGUUGAUGGCAACAUUGAAUGGGGCUCCGAAUUUCAUAUUCCUGGUGACAGCGGACUGGCCAUUCGGGGCCGUGACCUGUACUGCCAGCAACUUUACCGCAAACCUUACUGUGUCUGCUGGCGUGUUUACAUUAGUGGCUAUUACUGUUGAUAGGUACGUGGCGAUAGUGAAACCUCUACAGCACAGACUGAGUCGCAGAGUGGCGCGCGCGGUGCUCUUCACAGUAUGGUGCGCCAGCGCAUUGCUCGCGCUGCCCAGUCUACUAUACUCCGAUACUUAUAAGAAACAGUAUGUUAAUGGUGACAGAGAAAUAUGUUUCAUUAAAUGGCCCGACGGCAGUUACCCGUCCUCAAAAACUGAUUAUGUAUAUAACUUGGUGUUCCUGGCUGUGACGUAUGUAGUCCCUAUGUCGGUAAUGGUCUGGGCGUACGCACGAAUGAGUGCGGCGCUUCGAGGGCGGGCUAUCGGCGAAUGUACUCAUCAUCAGAUGCAGGUCGUCAGAGCUAAGAGAAAGGUGGUGAGGAUGUUCGUCCUAGUGGUGAUGGUAUUCGCGCUCUGCUGGCUGCCAUACCACGCGUACUUCGUAUUAACAUACCACUACCAGUCUUUAGCGUCCGCGCCAUUCGCCCAACAUAUCUACCUCUUCUUCUAUUGGCUGGCCAUGGCCAACUCCAUGUUCAACCCUUUAAUAUAUUACUGGAUGAGUAAUAAGUUUCGGAUAUACUUUCGAAUGGUGUUAUGUUGGUGUUGGACCCCAAAAACAGCAACAUCAACCGACUUGAAGAAAUUAGAAAUGAACAAAUCUUUCUCUGUAAGCCAAAGAAACUAUCGAGACAUAUCGUCUUUUAGCCGAGCAUGACAUUCAAAAAGACGGAGCAACACUUCGCGCUCUACGCCGCAGCAUGAUCACUCGAAUGCUACAGAACUGAUAACGAAUGGCAAUGCAGUGCGAAUGAAUCCGAGAGGUGAACCCGAUGAGAGACACUUUCAUAUGUGUGAUGAUAAGUUAUAAUAGGACAAGUGAUAAGUGUAAAUAGUAGCCUAAGUUUUUCUACACGA